Messenger RNA from Octopus sinensis (East Asian common octopus), 3171 nucleotides. RefSeq names its product toll-like receptor 1. The transcript is spliced from 2 exons. Bases 838 to 2949 code for a protein of 703 amino acids. NCBI's taxonomy places the organism in Eukaryota, Metazoa, Mollusca, Cephalopoda, Octopoda, Octopodidae. Gene Ontology annotation, biological process: toll-like receptor signaling pathway; immune response. Gene Ontology annotation, molecular function: transmembrane signaling receptor activity. The record is from RefSeq and is a predicted model, not a curated record. Gene Ontology annotation, cellular component: membrane.
AGUCAUGACUAGCUGGCGCGGAUGCGCGAGUACAGGAGCCGCACACACCGGGACCACUGUUCGCUAGUAGUACCCUCACACAGAAAUAUACACGCACGUUCGCGCACUUGUUGGCGUGCGCGCCUAUGUUGAUAUGUACGUGCGUGUGUCUGUGUGUGAUAUGCCUGACUUGUCAAUUCUCAAGGAGCGACAACUUCACAAACACCACUUGUUUCGUCGUGGUAAGAAGUUGUGGUUUCGGAGGAAGAUGAAAAUGAAAUGAUUUAUAAGAUGAUGACGAGAUGGAAAGGAGAUGGUACCUGCUCCCUGUGACGAUUUCCUGUUGCUGCCCUUAUAUAUAGCUCCAGGUCCGUCCAGUUGCAGUAGGCAGAAAGCAUUUUCAGCUUUGACCUCCAUCUCACCUGUUUAGGACAGGUAUGUAGUCUUAUGGGGAAAUUUCAGAUUCCAAGGAAACUGGUUCCAGUCCAUAUUGAAACAAGAAUUAAUUCAUAGGAAGGCUUGUGGAAGAUUUAAAAAAAAAUUUUAAUUACCACCAUCAGGAGUGACUAAUUGAAUGAUUCAGAACCAUUUUAAUUCAUCAGAAAGAGUAAAAGACUGAGAGAUUAAAUGAUUGUCACUUGGGCAGAAAGUUGCCAACCAAAGGAUCACUAAUCUAUCUUUAUUUAAGAUAGUAGCAUUUGUUUAAGAUAAUAGUAUUGAAAGUAAUUUAGCUGCUAUUUCUUGUGGAUUGAGUGACUGCAUGGAGGCUCCUUUGGAUGCUGUUGUUGUCAUUGUUAUCAUCUGUGUCACCUCUACAUUAACUCAACCUAUGUUUAAAAAGCCUGACUGCAGAGUGUAAUGUUUAAUCAGGAACUGAGAAAAUAUACCCGAUUCUUCGACCAUUCUACGUAUCUCAUUGAAUUUCCACUGUUGUUAUUGUUGUUGUCAUUGUUGUUGCUACCUUUAUCAUUGUCAGCAUCUCUGCCCAAUUGUACGUGUGUCCACACUUCCUGCAGCUGUAUAACCAAAACUUAUGUUCCUCAAUUACCACAGAACAUCACAAGUAUCAUUUUUAAGGACUCUAAUUUUAGACUGACUAAGGAAUUCAUGGUGAAUAUUUCAAGCUUGUCUCUUGUUUCGCUGAAGUUUGAAAACACAUAUAUUUUCUCAUCUAAUAGUUCGGCUUUCGAAAAUUUUACAACACUAAGUAUUCUUGAAUUCUUUGUGUGUUAUUUUCAGCCCAGAAUUUUGUACACAGCCUUAGCCAAUGCUAAACAGCUGACCAAGUUAUACAUCAUUUCAGCAAAAAUUAAGGAGCUGUCUGAGUAUUUCUUUGAGAAUUUGCGUCAGACCCAGUUGACUCAUUUGUCUUUGAAACGCUGUGGUUUUGAUACUUUCAACGGCACACUGUUUUCAACUCUGAAAUACUUGCGGGAUUUAGACUUUUCUGAAAAUUUUGUCAAGACUGCCAUUUGGGGCAUUAAUCUGUCAUUGAACGUCUUGAAAAUUCCCCAUAGCAGUGUUCAGCAUUUGCCUGCUUUUGUUAGUUCCAGAGGUGAGUCUUACUAUCCAAAUUUAACACAUUUGGAAAUUGGUGUCGAAAGAAUUCCUCAUUUGAAUGAGACUACAUGCAAGGGACUGCAGCAUCUGCAACAUUUGUACAUUUGGUGCGAUCAAUUAGAAAAGAUCAAUUCCUUGUUCAACCCCAUUCAAAAUCUUCAAGCAUUUCAUCUUAGAGCUUCUUUAUUUAGCCAUCAGCCAAAACUUAGUAUUACAAGUUCAAAUUUUCGAAGCAAAACCCUUCAAAAUCUAACUCUGGAAAAUGUGCGUGUUUUUGCAGAUAGCCAGAUAGAUUUGUUUCACUAUUUUCCAAGCCUCAUCAACCUUCAGUUAAUUGGAACUGUUUUGUUAAGUGACCCUAUAUCAAUCAACCAAUCACUGGCCUUUCUUCCAAAUUUAGUUACUUUGCAAAUAAGUUUCUCCAAUCUGAAAAUCAUUCCAAAAGUUAUAUGCAACAUGGUUUACUUAACUUCUUUAAACUUGAAAGGCAACAGAAUCCUGUGGUGGAAUGAUACCGAUUGCUCCGUCAUGAAGAAACUAAACUUUCUCUCUUUCUCAGAAAACAGUAUAAGUAUUGUAGAGGAUAAAACCUUUUCCCCCUUACUUAUUGACAACAAAAAUCUCAGAUGGGAUUUGUCUGUUAACCCUUUCUUGUGUAUCUGUGAAAAUGCCUGGUUUAAGAGCUGGCUAGAAAAGAACCACCAACAGUUCUUAUACUAUCCUAAAGACUUCAAAUGUGAAACUCCAGCAGAACUGCGAGGUAAACGACUGUCAGAUAUCGACCUUGGAAACAACGUAUGUGGAGUCAGUGUUAUACCAUCAGUUGGGAUCACUAUUGGAAUUGUGUUGGGCUCACUGAUGUUUGUGUUUGUAGUGGUUGCCAGCAUCUCAUACUACAAGAGAUGGGCUUUGCGCUACAUCUGUUACUUGCUCAAGUCUCGCAAGAAGCAGGAAAGAAGCCAACAAGAUGAGAAAAGUUAUGUGUAUGAUGCAUUCAUCUGCUAUCAUAACAGUGACAGUAAAUACCUUCUGGAAAAGCUGCAACCAAAACUAGAAGUGGAAAAUAACUUUCAGUUGUGCAUCCAUGAUCGAGAUUUCAUUCCAGGAUGGGACAUUGUUGAUAAUAUUGUUGAAAGUAUUGAGAAGAGUCACAAGAUUGUGCUGCUUCUCUCAAACAACUUUGCCCUCAGCGAGUGGUGCCAGUUUGAAUCGACAAUGGCUCAGCAGCGACUCUUCGGUGAGAAAAAGAACACUUUGAUCCCAAUCCUUCUUGAACCAAUCAAAAUUAAAAAUCAAACAUCCCGGCUAACCAUUCUCUUGAAGGAAAAGACCUACCUAGAAUGGACAGAUGACAAAAAUGGUCAAAAGUUGUUUUGGGCACGUCUUUUAAAUACCAUGAGGGGUUCUUGAGUGUCGUUGAAACAUAACAAAAGAAUCAUAAGGAUUUAACCAUUUCUGUGCCAUUUUUGAUGGUGAAAUUUUCAAUGCAUAACAUUUUAAUGGUAACAAUUUAACACAGGACAUUAUAGCUGUGAUAAAGUCUAAUGUUUUUCUGACAUGUAAAUCUUUAAAAUCAUAGGUUGAUAAUGAAAACCAGUGGCAAAAGACCUCCACACCAAAUCUUAAUACAAA